Molecule: messenger RNA, 4376 nt
Organism: Poeciliopsis prolifica (blackstripe livebearer)
Lineage: Eukaryota; Metazoa; Chordata; Actinopteri; Cyprinodontiformes; Poeciliidae
Product: probable E3 ubiquitin-protein ligase HERC3
Exons: 22
Coding region: 67-3168 (1033 amino acids)
Biological process (GO): ubiquitin-dependent protein catabolic process; protein ubiquitination
Molecular function (GO): ubiquitin protein ligase activity
Source: RefSeq, a predicted model, not a curated record
UUCGUUUCAGCCAGCUGAGCAGCACAACAAACAUCAGCUGCUGUCCCGGCGAGGCUCACAGGCGAGAUGUUUGCCUGGGGAGAAGACUGUCGGCGAGGCUUCUGUGUGAGAGGAGACCCCGUCACGGAGGAAGGAGUUCAUUAUUUCAAUUUGGGUCACGAUGUCACGGAUCUAUCAGCGGGACGCAGCGUGCUGGCUUUCCUGAAGUGCAACGGGAAUGCGUUCGUUUUGCGCACUAAUGAGGGCAAAGAUGGAAACAGAGUCAGAGGGAAACAGAAGUUUGUGAAGUGUAAGGAGAAGAUUGAGGCAGUGAGCUGUGAAGAUGAUGCAGUAUUGCUGCUGUCUGAGAAAGGCUCCGUUUUCUGUGUGGACACGAGCCACACCCCGUACACACCCAGGAUAUUGGACGCUUUUUCCGGCAUAUCGGUUGUACAGGUUGCUUGUGGGAGCCAGCAUUCAGUUGCUUUGACAAAAGAGGGUCAAGUGUACACCUGGGGCCUGGACUCCAGGGGUCAGCUCGGACAGGGGAAGAGAAGCUCAGAACCGAGAAAGCCUCAGCAAGUCCGAUCCUUGUUGUCCACCCCCGUGGUUCAGAUCUCUGCAGGAGGAGACCAGAGCUUCGCCCUCUCCGUGUCCAGAGGCGUGUUCGGCUGGGGCAGAAACGACUGUGGGCAGCUCGGACUGGGAGACACAAAAGACAUGCAUACACCAGCUUGUGUUCAUAGUUUGAAUCUGAAGAAAACAGCCGACAUUUGCUGUGGAAAGGACCACACCGUCGUUUUGACAAAGCACGGGGCAGUGUUCACGUUCGGUUCUGGUCAACAUGGACAACUUGGACACAACUCCUUGCGAAAUGAACUCCGGCCUCGACUUGUUGCUGAACUUUGGGGGACAAAAGUUAUCAAGAUUGCGACCGGGAGGCAUCACACGUUAGUUUUGACAGACAAUCAAAAGGUCUACUCCUUUGGUUGUGAAACUCAAGGUCAGCUGGGAAACAGAGAAGAAACCAACCCAUCUGUGCCGUUACCUGUUCGCCUACCUCGAGUUUCAGGUGCAGUUCAUUCCAGAAUUGGAACGAUCUUUGCUGGAGAAAACUGUUCAUUUGCAGCCUGCUCUUCUGAUGAGGUACCAGUGACAAUGUUUGCCAAACAAAGAGAUGAACAUGCAACAGGAUCGGCCACCUCACUUCACUUUUUUCCCAAUCAGGAAGUUGGCAUAAAUUCAGACACUAACACAGUCAGUAAAGCAACUCGGCACUGUUUAGAAGUUGUGGUUGAUAACUGGACGUUUAAACAUGAUGAGAAGUCAUGGAGAAAGAUUCGCCAGGAAAUCCACAAGACAUUUUUAUCUGCAUCCUGUUUGAACAAAAGCUUCCUUGAAGAAAGAAAAAAUAAACAUUUGAAAACCUCAUCAAAGUACCACGGUCUGAACCUGAAACUGGCUCGACGGCAUUUUAAGAAACUGGUCAAGACAGAGUAUGUCUGGAUAGAGGUUGAAGCAGCAGUUCUCCGUUUGCUUCCUCUCCUCGAUAAGAACCCAGUCGGAGUGGAGAGUCUGAGGAUCUAUCUGCUCCUCAAUGAGCUUCUCCAUGUCAUCCAGAAGUACAGAAAGCAGCAGCGCAGCAGGCUCCCAGAGAGGGUCGCCACUGCUGUAACAAGCCUGUCAAGGGAAAGCCUCAAGGUUCUAGGUGAGUGGUGGGCCUCGCUGUCGUCAUCCACCAUGGAGAGAUUUGUCAGCGUGUGGAGGCAAGCGCUCUGUCUGAUCUUGUCCGACGAGGAUGCUCCUCGCAGAGAUGGUGUCAGGAACCUGCUUCAAGUUCUUCAGUAUAUGUACAAUGUCAACAGCAGGGUUUCCGAGUCUCGAAGGCUGCCAGAAAGUGAUUUUUAUGUGAUGAUCGACCAAACGUUUCUCCUUUCAGAACUGCAAAUUUGGCGUUUAAAAUCAAAACGCAGGUAUGUGCUUGAUGAGCCACUUGUUCUGUGCAACUUCCCCAUUGUGAUGGAUCUGCAAACAAAGACAGUGGUUUUUCACAUGAAUACUGACCUCACCAAGGCGGAGUUCAUAUUGAGUAUGAACCUGACGUUCAUGGAAAUGCUUCUGAUUUUAGGAUCAGGGUGUUGCCCUAAAUCUUUCUACUUGGAUCUGCACCUAAACCGAGCGUCUGUGUUGAACGACACAUUUGAACUGCUGGCUAAGGCUGAUCAGAAAGAUUACAAGAAACAUCUUGUGGUGAUUUUUGAUGAGCACUAUGACCCUAAUUACAUUGACGUCUACGCAAAAGACUUUUUCCAUGAAGUCUUUCAUGAGUUGAUGUCUGCUGAAUCUGAGAUGUUCAUGUUCAAUGACUCCAAAACACUGGCGUGGUUCUCCUCUGCAGCUUCGCAGGAGGACCAGCGUUUCCACCUGUUUGGGGUUCUGUGUGGACUGGCUUUGUACAACAAGGUGCUCAUUUAUUUACCCUUCCCACUGGUGCUGUUCAAAAAGCUGCUUGGACUGAGGCCUUCACUGGACGACUUGAAAGAAUUCAGUCCAAGUUAUGGCCAUGGCCUGCAGUCCAUCCUAGACACAGAAGAAGACCCAGAGGAGAUGUAUUUUACAAUCCCAUGGGAUGGAACUGAGAUCGAUCUUGAUCCUGAAAAUCCUGACAAGCAAGUUACUAGUGAAAACAAGAGAGAGUUUGUUGACGCCUUUGUGAGCUACGUCUUCAACACGUCAGUGGAGGUUGCGUUUUACGAGUUCAAGCGAGGUUUCUUCCAAGUUUGCGACCGGGAUUUGGUGAAACUUUUUACACCAAAGGAGCUGCAAGAAACCCUUGUGGGAAAGGACUUCCAUGACUGGGAAAAGCUGAAACAGAACACAGUUUAUGAGGGCGAGUACGACGCCGACCACCCCAUCAUACAGAUGUUUUGGGAAGUUUUCGAUGAGCUAAAGGAGAGUCAGAAGAACACCUUUCUGUGGUUCGUCACUGGGUUUGAACGGGUGCCGAUCCUCGGCUUGGACAAAAUAAAGAUGAAAAUCAAAGUUAAGACCACGCAGGAUGACCAGUAUUAUCCUGCGACCCACACGUGUUUCUCCACCCUGGAACUGCCGCCGUAUUCGACCAAAGACGUCAUGCGAGCCAAACUAACCGAAGCUCUCAGCAACAAAAGGAUCAGUCAGUGCAUCUGAUUCAGGAUGAAUCUCUGACUGGAUCUUUACUGAGUGAUGCGGAUGUUUUUACUCACGGACACAGCACUUCCCCAACGAUGAACACUAUGUGUAUAUAAAGAAAAAUAGGUUUUAAACUAAAACAGUUUUACUGAAAACCUGCAAGAAGUUGUUCCUGUCAUGUUUUGUAACCCAUUGUUAUGCUUUAGUUUGCUGAGAUGUUAAAAGUAAUUAUUAGACUAAUAAGAUUUUUUCUUCAGUCCGAUGGUAGUGUGGGGAAAUUUUCUGUAUGUAUAUUUGUUUUCUUACUGUUAAGUUAACAGCAUUUAAGAUAAAAACGAACAUCGUAAACUGAAAAGCGUGGACAGAGGGACAGUAUUAUACGCUCUUUAUUUUUUACAAUUACAUUAUCUAUAAAGAUCAGUAUGCUUCUUUAAUAAAAUCAACAAAUAAAACUCAGGGGACUGGUGUGCUGUGCUGUGCUGGUGCUGGGUUUAAGCACAGCCCACAUGUGGAGGCCCAAAUCCCCAACUCAGCCGUUGUUGGUUUGAUUCCCGGCCCACUUUCCUGUCAAUCCACUAUCAAAUCAAGGCCUCUAGAGCCAAUAAAACUCAAAAGACGUAAUCCUAAUGUUGUGUUUGCUUGUGCACAUUUCACAAAAUGAUGUUUGAAUAUCAACACAGACCAUAGAGCUGAGGAAAUGUUGAAAGUGAGAGUACGACUGACUUUGAUACAACAGUUUUGAUAUUCAGAUUAAAAUAUUUCAAAUAACUUCAAGUUAAAAUGUAAAGUUUAAAGAGACUAGCAGCUAUACUUUGUAAAAGUGUAAGAUGAUUGUGUUCAUAUGUACAAUCUGAUGCUAAGUGUUUGAUCUUUUCUUGGUGCUUGAAUUGAAUUCACAAACCACCAAAUUAUCUGAUUUUAAUCUCAGCCAGUAAAAUUCCACUCUUCAAGAUUUCCCCCCAAAAAGCAUUGAAAAACUUGGUUUUAACUGUUAUUAAGGACAUUAAAACCUUAUUAAUGUCCUCAUUAACAUGAUUAAGGCUAAUGUUAACUCUACUUAAGGCCCCAUAAGACCUUGGACAAAAGGUUUAAAUUAUGGAUCCUAACCUUUAGAAAGGAUUAUUUCAUGUUUGCCUUAAAGAAAGUCGACCAGUUUGUAAAGUAUUUUGGCACCAAUUAAAAAAUGUAUUCUGUUCUAAACAAUCAUAAGUGUCGUCUCAUUUAUU